This is a messenger RNA of Penicillium angulare, 951 nucleotides long. Its product is annotated as class I SAM-dependent methyltransferase. The record is from RefSeq and is a predicted model, not a curated record. Gene Ontology annotation, biological process: ubiquinone biosynthetic process. Gene Ontology annotation, molecular function: methyltransferase activity. The transcript has 2 exons. Bases 1 to 951 code for a protein of 316 amino acids. NCBI's taxonomy places the organism in Eukaryota, Fungi, Ascomycota, Eurotiomycetes, Eurotiales, Aspergillaceae.
AUGUCGACCAUGUCGGCCCGCUCUGCCUGGCGCACUCUGCACUACAGCGCUAAGCGCCGUGCUAUCCAGCCGUCAACCCCCUAUCGUUGCUUCUCCUGCACCCGCGCAUCUCAAGACCCGAAAUCCGACCACGAGCGCAUGACACACUUUGGAUUCCGCAAUGUGCCUGAAUCAGAGAAAGUGUCUCGAGUCGGCGCCGUCUUCAGCUCCGUAGCCUCCUCCUACGACCAAAUGAACGACCUCAUGUCCCUGGGCAUCCACCGUCUCUGGAAAGACCACUUCGUCCGUAGUCUGAACCCCGGUUCCCCCCUUUCUGCUCGGAUCAACAACCCCCAACAAAAAGGCUGGAACAUCCUCGAUAUCGCCGGUGGAACAGGUGACAUUGCCUUCCGAAUGCUCGAUCACGCUACAAACAUCAACCACGACAUCGAGACCCGCGUUACAAUCAGCGACAUCAACGCAGACAUGCUUGCCGAGGGAAGAAAGCGAUCAAUCAACACACCCUACUACAAUACCCCUCGAUUGGACUUUAUCGAAGCUAAUGCUGAGUCGAUGCCUCAUAUCCCCUCUAACUCUGUGGAUUUGUAUACGGUUGUUUUCGGAAUCCGAAACUUCACCGAUAAACAGGCUGCGCUUAAUGAGGCGUUUCGGGUCCUGAAGCCUGGUGGUGUCUUUGCUUGUAUGGAGUUUAGUAAGGUUGAUAAUCCUGUUUUUGAUGCGGUGUACAAGCGUUGGAAUUUCAGUGCUAUCCCGCUUAUUGGACAGCUUGUUGCUGGGGAUCGGGAUAGUUAUCAGUACCUUGUUGAGAGUAUUGAACGCUUUCCUAGCCAGGAGGAGUUCCGUGGUAUGAUUCAGAAGGCUGGGUUUAUGGCUCCGGGAAUUGGGUAUGAGAAUCUUACUGGUGGUAUUGCGGCUAUUCAUAAGGGUAUUAAGCCUGUUACUAAGGCUUAG